ACCCUCUUCACCGAGAUGGACACUCUCCAACACGAGGGGGACGAGCUAGAGUGGAGGGAAUCAGCCAGGUGGGUAAAGUUCGAGGAGAAGGUAGAGGAGGGCGGCGAGCGCUGGAGCAAACCGCACGUCUCCACGUUGUCUCUACACAGCCUGUUCGAGCUGCGCACGUGUCUGCAAACCGGUGUCGUGCUGCUGGACCUGGACGGAUACUCGCUGCCGCAGAUCGUCGACGACAUCAUCGAGCGGCACAUCGAGGAGGGCAUGGUCAGUCCCGAGCUGAGGGACAAAAUCAGCUUUGUGCUGUUGAGAAAGCAUCGACACCAGACCAAGAAACCCAUCCACCGCUCGCUGGCUGACAUCGGCAAGGGCAACUCCACCCCCAGUCGUAGUCCAGCUCGGAGUCCAGCAGCCGGUGCCAGCUUCAAUCGCUCCAUAGAGGAUCUGCACAGCAAACAUGGAGGCAGCUACGGACGUCUUGGUCACGCCCAGAGCAGAAGUAUGAACGACAUCGCGGACACGCCAAGCACUGACCAGCUAAAGAACAAGUUUAUAAAGAAGAUCCCCAGAGAUGCAGAGGCUUCCAAUGUUCUUGUUGGUGAGGUGGACUUCCUCGACAAACCCUUCGUGGCCUUUGUACGACUCGCACAAGCCACAACACUAGGAGGCCUGACUGAGGUUCCAGUACCCACCAGGUUUUUGUUUGUGCUUCUGGGCCCUCCUGGCAAAGCCAAGUCCUACAAUGAAAUUGGCCGUGCUAUUGCUACACUGAUGGUCGACGAUCUCUUUAGUGAUGUGGCGUAUAAGGCCCGGGACCGAGAAGACCUGAUAGCUGGAAUCGAUGAGUUCCUGGAUGAAGUAACUGUCCUUCCACCUGGCGAGUGGGACCCCAAAAUUCGCAUUGAGCCACCCAAAAAAGUGCCAUCUGCUGACAAGAGGAAGUCAGUGUUCUCUCUGAACGAGCUGAGCCAGAUGAACGGCGCUGCAGGACCUGGGGGCGGUACUCCUGAGGACGAGGAGAUGCCCGUGCCGCAUGAGCUCGGUGAAGAGCUGGCAUACACCGGCAGAUUUUGCGGAGGUCUGUUCCUGGACAUCAAGAGAAAACUUCCCUGGUAUCCCAGCGACUUUUAUGAGGGUUUUCACAUCCAGUCAGUCUCAGCCGUGCUCUUUAUAUACCUGGGCUGCAUCACCAACGCAAUUACAUUUGGCGGCCUGCUAGGAGACGCAACAGACAAUUACCAGGGAGUAAUGGAGAGUUUCCUGGGUACAGCCUUAGCAGGCACAGUCUUCUGCCUUUUUGCCGGUCAGCCCCUGAUUAUCCUCAGCUCCACUGGACCCAUACUCAUCUUUGAGAAACUGCUCUACGAUUUCAGCAAGAGCAGCAGUAUAGACUACAUGGAGCUGAGGCUGUGGAUCGGCCUGCACUCGUGUCUUCAGUGCUUCUUUUUGGUCGCCACUGACGCCAGCUACAUCAUCCAAUACAUGACGCGCUUCACCGAGGAGGGCUUCUCCAGCCUCAUCUCCUUCAUCUUUAUCUCAGACGCCCUCAAGAAGAUGGCCGGGUCGUUCAGUUACUAUCCCAUCAACACCGACUUCCAACCCGACUUCAUCACUUCUUACAAGUGCGAAUGUCUCGCGCCAGACACGAUGGCUCCAAUGCUCUUCGGUGUUGUAGUUCCUGUGCUCGAUAACACGUCUGCUCUCUUUGGUAUGAAUAUAACAGCUCUUGACUGGAGUCAGCUCAGCAAGAAGGAGUGCCUGAAAUAUGGCGGCCAGCUGGUGGGAAGCUCCUGCAAGUUCGUCCCAGAUUUAGCGCUCAUGUCCUUCAUCUUGUUCUUCGGCACCUACUCCAUGACUGUGUCGCUGAAGAAGUUCAAAUUUAGUCGCUACUUUCCUACAAAGUUAAGGAAGCUUAUCAGCGACUUCUCCAUCUUCAUGUCCAUCAUGACGUUUGUGGGUUUGGACAUGCUCAUGGGACUCAAGACUCCUAAAUUGAUUGUGCCCACUGAGUUCAAGCCCACACGCCCAGACCGUGGCUGGAUCGUCAUGCCCUUUGGGAAGAACCCAUGGUGGGUUUAUCUGGCUAGCUUCAUACCUGCUCUCCUCGUCACCAUCCUUAUCUUCAUGGACCAACAGAUCAGCGCCGUCAUCGUUAACAGGAAGGAGAACAAACUGAAGAAAGGGUGCGGGUACCAUUUGGACCUGUUCUGGGUGGGUGUCCUGAUGGCCGCCUGCUCUUUUAUUGGCUUGCCGUGGUAUGUGGCGGCUACAGUCAUCUCUAUCGCUCACAUUGACUCACUUAAAAUGGAGAGCGAGUCCAACGCCCCAGGGGAACAGCCGCAGUUUCUGGGAGUAAGGGAACAGCGGCUGACAGGAAUCCUGGUUUUCGUCCUAACCGGAGUCUCCAUCUUUCUCGCCCCGAUUCUGCAGUUCAUCCCGAUGCCUGUGCUCUACGGUGUGUUUCUCUACAUGGGCGUCGCUUCUCUUGGGGGCAUCCAGUUCUGGGACAGGAUCAAGCUGUUCCUGAUGCCAGCGAAGCACCAGCCGGACUACACCUACCUGCGGCAUGUCCCGCUCAGGAGAGUCCACCUCUUCACGCUGCUGCAGGUCGUCUGUCUCUCCGUCCUCUGGAUCCUCAAAUCCACCUUCCUCGCCAUCAUCUUCCCCGUCAUGAUUCUGGGCCUGAUGCUGGUGCGCAAGAUGCUCGAUGUGGUGUUCUCUCAGCACGACCUAGCCUGGGUCGACGAUCUGCUGCCCGGGAAAGAGGAGAAGAAGAAGGAAAAGAAGAAGGUCAGGGGAGGAGAGGAGAGUGAGGAUGAGGAAAAGUUCCACCCGUACUCCGACUGCGCUCCUGCUGAUGUGGACGUGGACCGCAGAGUUGCCGCCACACCGCUGACCCUUGACCUUUUGCCAUUACCUCAUUCUUCCUCUCAUAACGGGGCCUCGCCGCUGCGCAGCAUCACCCUGCAUUUGAAGAUCUCGUGCCCGGUGACGCCCAUCGACCGAGGCGUCUCGUGUCCGGUGCCGCAGGUCAAGAUCGAGGUGGAGUCCGAGUACGAUGACACAGACACAGAGCUCAGGCACAGGAGUCACGACAUGAGCAGCGAGACCACGCUCUGA
Molecule: messenger RNA, 3117 nt
Organism: Clarias gariepinus (North African catfish)
Lineage: Eukaryota; Metazoa; Chordata; Actinopteri; Siluriformes; Clariidae
Gene: slc4a5a
Product: solute carrier family 4 member 5a
Exons: 23
Coding region: 16-3117 (1033 amino acids)
Biological process (GO): bicarbonate transport; regulation of intracellular pH; transmembrane transport
Cellular component (GO): plasma membrane
Molecular function (GO): sodium:bicarbonate symporter activity; solute:inorganic anion antiporter activity; monoatomic anion transmembrane transporter activity
Source: RefSeq, a predicted model, not a curated record